UUUACAACUGGUCACAUGCUCUGGGCUUUUUAAGGCAAUGUUUGGAGUAGCGUUUUAACGGCUUGAAAUAAAUAAUGGAAAGGGGAUUUUAAUGGCUUUGAGGUUUUAGUAAGUUAACUGUCCAUGGACGGUAUAUUAUAGGAAGACGAAGCCAGCAAUUGAGGACCAGUGUUGAAGACUGAAGGAGAUCAUCUUGGUGUGGUGGUGUAUUCUUAGUUGAGAUUGCUUACAGAAGGCUCUGUCACUGACAAGGGAGAUGUCAAGUACAGCCAUGAAGAAAAAGGUGUUAUUGAUGGGAAAGAGUGGUUCAGGAAAGACCAGCAUGAGAUCAAUCAUCUUCGCCAACUACAUUGCCAGAGACACUCGCCGUCUGGGAGCCACAAUUGAUGUGGAGCACUCCCAUGUGCGCUUUCUGGGCAAUCUGGUGCUGAACCUGUGGGACUGUGGAGGGCAGGAUACCUUCAUGGAGAACUAUUUCACCAGUCAGAGAGAUAACAUCUUCCGGAACGUGGAGGUGCUGAUAUACGUGUUCGAUGUGGAGAGCAGAGAGUUGGAGAAGGAUAUGCAUUACUACCAGUCCUGUUUGGAAGCCAUCCUUCAAAAUUCACCUGAUGCUAAAGUCUUCUGCUUGGUGCACAAAAUGGACCUGGUUCAGGAAGAUCAGAGAGAUUUGAUCUUUAAAGAACGUGAGGAAGACCUGAAGAGGCUUUCCCGCCCACUGUUAUGUACCUGCUUCAGAACCUCCAUUUGGGAUGAGACACUUUAUAAGGCGUGGUCCAGCAUUGUCUAUCAGUUAAUCCCAAAUGUCCAGCAGCUCGAAUCUAACUUGCGCAAUUUUGCCCAGAUCAUUGAGGCAGAUGAGGUUCUGCUUUUUGAAAGAGCCACCUUUCUGGUGAUCUCUCACUAUCAGUGUAAGGAGCAACGAGAUGCGCACCGCUUUGAGAAGAUCAGCAACAUUAUUAAACAGUUUAAGUUGAGCUGCAGUAAAUUGGCUGCUUCCUUCCAGAGCAUGGAAGUGCGUAACUCCAACUUUGCUGCUUUUAUUGAUGUGUUCACCUCCAACACCUAUGUCAUGGUGAUCAUGUCUGACCCUUCCAUACCCUCUGCUGCGACCCUCAUCAACAUUCGUAAUGCCAGGAAGCAUUUUGAAAAGCUGGAGAGGGUGGACGGCCCCAAGCACAGCUUGCACAUGCGCAUGCGUUAGACAUCUAAACCCUCUCCUCAGAGGGCCUGCGUGCCAGGGAAAUGGCACCCUGGGGAAUUCCUCAUAUCUGCUGACUUCACUGCAUCCAGGGUGGUUUUCUAGAGACUUUUGCCAUUUUUUUAGAUGAAACUUUGCCGUACCUUUUCCUUGGAAGACCUGAACAUGAGGCUGGUUGGGAUUGAUGAGGAACUGGGUGUAAUCAUGGGAAAACAAGUGAGAUGUUGGGUCAUAAAAAUUGACAUUUUAAGGAUGAGGCACAUUUUAAAUGUCCCUUAACAUAUGAUCAGUGCCAUACAGUAAGCUAAGUAAUUUAGACUUGCACAUCCCCCCCCCCCCCCCCCCCCCGGCCUUUUUUUGGUGUGUGGUGUUGUACAACUGCUGCCUGCACUGCAGCUUGAAACAAUAUGGUUUGUUCCAAAAAAUGUUGUAUGAAGAGAACAGAACCACAUUCUUGUUCACUGACCAUCUCAAAGGAAGCAAAAGUUCACAUCCCUCCUUUUUCUGUGAUGUUUAUUUCCCUAUUUAUUUCUUGGUGAUGGCAAUGCAAAUAAAAGCAAAGCAGUUAAACUCG
Neoarius graeffei (lesser salmon catfish) is the source of this 1775-nucleotide messenger RNA. RefSeq names its product Ras-related GTP binding A (gene rraga). Gene Ontology annotation, biological process: cellular response to amino acid stimulus; regulation of autophagy; cellular response to starvation. The transcript is spliced from 11 exons. The record is from RefSeq and is a predicted model, not a curated record. Gene Ontology annotation, molecular function: GTPase activity; GTP binding. NCBI's taxonomy places the organism in Eukaryota, Metazoa, Chordata, Actinopteri, Siluriformes, Ariidae. Gene Ontology annotation, cellular component: lysosome; nucleus; Gtr1-Gtr2 GTPase complex. The coding region runs from base 257 to 1204 and encodes 315 amino acids.